UUCUCUGCAUAUACUCACAUGUUCUUUGAAGAAAUAUUAAGGAAUAGGCAUUAUGAUCUCCAACGUUGUACCUGUUCCAAAUGGAGAAAUUAUUUCUCAACAUGACCAAAAGAAGCAGAAACCUAAACUUUCCUUUAUUGAUAUUGUUUCAUCUCUCAAGGAUAGAACAAGCAAGUGUGAUAUGAGGAAAAUAAUACAUAGUGUUAAAGUUGGGCUGGCUUUGGUAUUGGUGUCGCUUUUAUAUCUUUUGGAUCCUCUGUUCCAGAAAGUUGGACAAAAUGCCAUGUGGGCUAUUAUGACUGUUGUAGUUGUCUUCGAGUUCUACGCAGGUGCUACACUAAGCAAAGGCAUAAACCGAGCGAUUGGUACAGUAUUGGGCGGAGGAUUGGGAUGUAUGGCUGCAAUUUUAGCUGACAAAAGUGGAGAAAUUGGCGGAGCCUUAGUUGUUGGCAUCUCUGUGAUUGUCAUUGGUGCUGGUGCAACGUACUCAAGGAUGAUACCAAGCGUGAAGAAGAGAUAUGACUAUGGAGUUAUGAUCUUCAUAUUGACAUUCAAUUUGGUAGUAGUGUCUGGAGUAAGAGCUGACAAAAUCAUGAAAUUGGCUGGAGAGAGACUUUCCACCAUUGGUAUGGGUUUUGCUGUCUGCAUAUUUACAAGUUUCAUCUACCCCAUCUGGGCUAGUGAUGAACUUCAUUCCUCCACUGCUUCUAAGUUUGAUAAACUUGCCUCUUCUAUCCAAGGGUGCUUAGAGGAAUAUUUUAAGAUAGCCGAUGAUAAAGAAAAACAACCAACUAUUGACGUCAGUGGAUGCAAAUCAGUGCUGCAUUCCAAGUCCAGUGAUGAGUCACUGUCAAAUUUUGCGAAGUGGGAACCUUGGCAUGGGAAAUUUGGAUUCUUUUAUCCAUGGGAGAAGUACUUGCAAAUUGGAGAGGUUCUAAGGGAGCUUGCGGCAUCCGUUCUCUCAUUCAAAGGUUGUGUUCAAUCAGUCAGACAGCCAUCCACAACACAAAGAGACAGCAUAAAGGAGCUAUGUGAAACAAUAGGAUUGUCAAUUGCAUGGAUUUUGAAAGAGGUUGGAGAGAGCAUAAGGGACAUGAAAAUAUGUCGUACUAAAGUUUUGAUAAGUCCGAGAACACAAUGCAUGAUACAGGAGCUAAGUCUCCUUGUAAAAACAUUGGAGAAUUCGACUGAAAAUCUUGGGUUGGCAAGCUUUAUAUUUCAUUUGUUAGAGUUGGUGGAGAAGGUAGAAAUGGUGGCUAUAAAAGUGGAAGAACUUGGUGAAAUUGCUCGGUUUCACAACAAAAAAGUUGAUGUCUGACUUUAAUCUACUCAGCUGUAAAUUACUGGUGCCCCUAUAUAAUAGAAAUAUGGGCAGUACCGCAGUACGAUAAAGAGACAAGCGCUACUCCAUUAGUUGGGAAAAUUAUGAUCCAGCCGAGCUACCAUUUUGAGUUUAUGGGUUAUGGGUUCGAGAAUAAGCUAACUUACUGGCCAUUCUAAAUAAAUUAUUUAUAUAUAUAAAUUAAAUUUUUAGCACAAAUAUAAAAAUUGGGUCAAAGCUACUGAAUCCUGCCCACGUGACAUAUAUCAUAUACUGAUAAGGUAUCGUAGAGUUUUGAUUCAUUUCUUUAAGAAAA
Molecule: messenger RNA, 1637 nt
Organism: Nicotiana attenuata
Lineage: Eukaryota; Viridiplantae; Streptophyta; Magnoliopsida; Solanales; Solanaceae
Product: aluminum-activated malate transporter 13-like
Exons: 6
Coding region: 53-1318 (421 amino acids)
Biological process (GO): malate transport
Cellular component (GO): plant-type vacuole membrane
Source: RefSeq, a predicted model, not a curated record